This is a messenger RNA of Micromonas commoda, 2754 nucleotides long. RefSeq lists its product with no specific name. NCBI's taxonomy places the organism in Eukaryota, Viridiplantae, Chlorophyta, Mamiellophyceae, Mamiellales, Mamiellaceae. Bases 1 to 2754 code for a protein of 917 amino acids. Gene Ontology annotation, molecular function: ATP hydrolysis activity; ATP binding; DNA clamp loader activity. The transcript has a single exon. The record is from RefSeq and is a predicted model, not a curated record. Gene Ontology annotation, cellular component: DNA replication factor C complex; nucleus. Gene Ontology annotation, biological process: DNA repair; DNA replication.
AUGCCGGCGGAUAUCCGUUCGUUUUUUGGGGGUGGCCCCAAGAAACCCGCGGGGGACGCAGCGGCCAAGCCCAAGGAGGAGAAGCUGGAGGAGCCCGCCGCGACGGUGCUGCCGAAGAAGGCGAAGGCGGAGGAGCCCAAGCCGGACGUCGACAUGGUCGACCUGACGGACGACGCACCGGCUCCGAAGACCACGGCAAAGCGCAAGACGGUCGUCGACGAUGUAAGAGAGCCCCGAUCCGUGCCCCAAACCUCCAGAUCCACGUCGAACGUGUUCGUUGUUUAUUUUUCCCCGAUCGCCCCGACGCAUGUUAUGUUCCUUCGCCGACAGCCCUCACGCGCCCUUCACCACACACAGGACGAUGAUUUCGUCCCAGAUAAGUCCCCGCCCUCGGCCAAGAAGGCGAAGAAGACGCCGUCGAAGAAGACCCCGACGAAGAAGACCCCGGCGAAGAAGGAACCCGUCAAAGAGCUCCCAAAGCCACCGGGCUACCCCAAGGAGGAGUCCGAGCUCAAGUUCUCUGUCAUCCAGGGGGACCAGGCGUGGGGGUACAACGACACCAGGGCCGAACCCCCCAACAAGGGAGUCAAGAUCGCGCCCAGGGGACCGAACGAUUGCCUCGAGGGCGUCACCGUCGUCGUCUCCGGCGUACUCGACAGCCUCGAGCGAGAGGAAGCCGAAGAUUACGUCAAGCGACACGGCGGAAAGGUCACGUCGACGGUCAGCGGAAAGACCACCUACCUGCUCGUGGGAAUGGACUGCGGCAAGUCCAAGUACAAUAAGGCCAAGCAACACGGAACCACGCUCAUCGAUGAGGACGGCUUGUUCGCCAUGGUGGCGGCGUGCGGGGAGAAGCCGGCGGUGGAGGAGAUAAAACCAGAGCCGGCUCCCGCGCCCGCCGCCGCGAAGUCCCCGGUGCCCACGCCCAAGCCCUCCCCCAAGCCCUCCGCCGCGGCUCCCACCGCCCCGCCGCCGGCGCCCGUCAAGAAGGCCAAGGGCGAGGACGAGACCCCACUCUGGGUCAACAAGUACAAACCCAAUCAACCCGCUCAGCUCAUCGGCAACGGCGCUAAAAUCGCCGAGCUUCGCAAGUUUCUCACCACCUGGGAAGACGUCCACCUCAAGGGACCAGAGGUCAAGGGCAAGGAUAAACCCAUGAAGUCGGUGUUGAUCUCCGGCGCGCCCGGUGUGGGCAAGAGCAGCGCCGCGACGAUCAUCGCGAAGCAGCUCGGCUUUGAGGUUGUGGAGGUCAACGCCUCGGAUACGAGAGGCGCCAGCGGGAAGGAUGUGAAAGAGGGCGUCGGUGGCAAGGCAAGCAACGCGAUACGCGAGAUGGUGACUAACCGUGCGGUCAACUUCUUCACCGGGAAGCCCAAGAAGAUGUGCCUGAUCAUGGACGAAGUUGACGGGAUGAGCGGCGGCGACCGCGGCGGCGUGCAGGAACUCAUCGCGUGCAUCAAGAUCAGCAAGAUCCCCAUCAUCUGCAUCUGCAACGACAAGUACAACCAGAAGCUGAAGAGCCUCCAGAACUACACCAUGGACCUACCCUUCGUCAAGCCUACCAAGGUCCAGAUACUCAAGCGCAUGCUCAAGAUCGCCCAGGAUGAGGGGAUCACCAUGAGUGAAGCUGCGAUGGAGGCUCUGAUCGAGACAUGCAGCAACGACAUCCGCCAGAUCAUCAACCAGCUGCAGAUGCGCCGCCUCACCAAGCAAACCUUCGAGUUCGACGAUGUCAAGUCCCUCGCAAAGAAGGACCUCGACAUGGGUCCGUUCACCGCGAUGGAUAAGCUCACAAACCGCGAUGCGGGCCUGCUGACUGUCACCGAGCGGCUAAACCUCGUGUUCCAAGACUCCGACUUGAUACCCCUGUUCGUUCAGGAGAACUAUCUACAAUACAGGCCUUUCGCCGCGAGGAACGACGCCGAACGACUGCAGAUCGUCGCGAAUGCCGCGACGUGCAUAUCACACGGCGACAUCAUGAACAGGUCCGUUCGCAUGAAACAAAACUGGGGCUUGAUGCCCUACGCCAACAUGGUUUCGUCUGUUAUGCCCGCGAGCAUGGUGCGCGGUGGCCGAGAAACCUUCCACGAGUACGAGCGGAACUUCAACAGGUUCCCGGGCUGGCUCGGCAAGAACUCGUCCGCGGGUAAGAUGAAGCGGCUGCUCCACGAGGUACAUUCGCACGCGAUGACCUCCAAUGCCUUCAAGGCGGACAGCGCCGGCAUGCGAUGCGACUACCUCCCGUUGAUCAAGGAUUUAACAUCCCGGCCGAUGUGGGAGCCGCCGCAGGGUAAAGGGAAGGAGGGCAUCGAGGACGUCAUGGAGAUCAUGAACUCGUACUGCCUCACGCGCCAGGACUGGGAGAGCAUAUACGACCUUUGCAAGUUUCCCAAGGGUGUCGGGCCGGAGUUUGUGGACGUGUUGAAGCCGAUUGCCACCGCGACCAAGACGGCGUUCACCAGGGCGUGCAAUGCAGGCAGCCGAACGGUGCACAGCGGCAUCCUGGUCGAGGAUUUCAAGAAGAAGAGAGGAGGGAAGAAGGCGGCCGCGAACGAGGACGACGGCAUGGAUGAGGGUGAGGACGAGGGUGAGGGCGGCGGGAGCGAAGAGGAGGAUAACCCGUUUGACAACGCACCCAAGGGUCCCAAGCUGUCGGCAAAGAGACUCGCCGCCAUCGGGUUCGUGGCCAAGGACGACGGGAAGAAGAAGAAGGCGCCGACUAAGAAGAAGGCUGCGGCGUCGAAGAAGAAAUAG